Molecule: messenger RNA, 1458 nt
Organism: Enterobius vermicularis (human pinworm)
Lineage: Eukaryota; Metazoa; Nematoda; Chromadorea; Rhabditida; Oxyuridae
Source: the annotation of a GenBank genome assembly
AUGCACGCCGGAUCUCAGGAUCCUCAGUCGUCGUCAGCAAGUAACAACAUCCAUCGACCAUCGUCUGGUCAUGUUCACGAUGAACGUCGGACGAAGACUGAUUUUCUUUGCCAUGUCCAGUACACUAAUAACUUGCCAGAUAUUCCUUUCGAUGCAAAAUUCUUACCAUGUCCAUUUGUUUCUUUGAAUCGGCUGGUAGAAUAUAAACCAACUAUGCUUGAAAAGAAUUUUAAGUGGGAAUUAUUAACAGCCCCUGAUCUCGGUGUAAGAAUAGAUUUAAUUAAUCCAGAGACUUAUUAUAUCGACCCACAUAUGCAAAAGCGAGCGCAUGACCCUAUCGAUCAAAUGCUCCUUGAAGAUGAAGAAACAUAUAACCAAAAUUCGAGGCGCUCACAACAGCACAGUAAAAUCGUACCGUGGAUGAGGAAAACUGAAUAUAUUAGCUCGGAGUUCCAGCGAUUUGGUGUUGCUGCUGAUAGGCAAGAAACUAAGGUUGGAUAUAACAUUAAAAAGAAGCUCAAGGAAGAUUUUACUUAUCGUGAUCGUGCAUCGCAGAUUGAAGCAAUAAAAAAAACUUUUGAAGAUGUAUCAAAGCCUCUUCACGAACAUCCUAAAAAGAAGGGAGUGAAAGCCGUGGAAGAACUGCCGUUGCUUCCUGACUUCGAUAAUUGGAUUCAUCCCUUCGCCUUAGUUGUCUUUGAUGGAGAUCCUAUUCCUCGCGGUGAGAAAACAGAUGGAGAUGUUCUCUUGUCACAAGCGCUGAUCCGAGGUAUGAUGGAUGAAAAAGGUGAACAGUUUGUUACUUAUUAUCUCCCAACAAAAGAAACUCUUGAAGCGCGGGCUCGAGAUGCGCAAAACGAAAAACCAUUCGAUCCAGAUUACACAUAUGAGUACAAUUCAGUGCGUGACUACAAUUGGUUAGUUCGGAACAAGUCCACUAAAGGUUUUGAACAAGACAACUAUUUGUUUUCUCUUCGGAGUGAUGGAGUAUAUUACGAUGAGUUGGAAACAAAGGUUACACUUACUCGGCGGAAAACAGUUCGCGCCCAGGCCCAGCAGAAAAGUAUUCUUUAUUUGCGCCAUAGGCCUUAUGAUGAUAACGAAUUAUCGAUACAGCGAGAUCGUCUGAAUCGGUUACUGCAUCCUUAUGACGCCAACGAUGAAGAAGGGUCAGAAAAGGACUCGAGCGAUGAAGAAGAAGAAGACGGUGAGGGUGUGGAAGUUCGUCAUGCUAACCCGUCGAAAGAAGAUGAAGAGGAAGACAAGAGUGAAAGUUCUUAUGACAGUGACAAAGAGGAAAAGAAGGAAGAGACUACUAGCGAAAGCGAAGAACAAAAGAGUCAAGCGUCUGGCGAGAGCGGUAAAAAUGGAGACGAGGACGACCUCGAUGUCCCCUCCGACGGGCAAGAGGAAGACGACGGAGAAGCUCAGAAAUCUGACAGUUCCGACAGCGACUGA